CACUUACAGAAGGCGCGGAUUCGCGCCCGGAGAAUCCCUUGUCACUUGCCUUCCUGUUCUCCUCAAAGGAGUUACAAAUUCUUUUCGCAUCGAUAGUUGAUCAGAAUUAUUCUAGAAAACAGUACAUGCAGCUUUGAUCUCGUAUCCUGAAUAUCAAGAUACCUGAGUCAUAGCCAUGAGUCAUAGCGUGGAUUUCUCUUUCAGGGAUGUUCUUGAAUAGGCCGCAGAGCGCGACGACCAGGCAAGAGACUGAAAUGAUCAAUAAGGCCCAACGGGCCCUGUACAACACCACGGAUCCCGUAGAAAAGCUUCGUUUGCUCUGCCUGGCCAGAGGUGCCAAUGGCAUCCUUGGCUUGGGCAGAAUUUUUCGUCGUAUGGACGACGAUGGAAACAAAAAAUUGAAUCUGGAGGAAUUCACCAAAGGCAUCGAGGAGAGUGGCCUGGAACUUUCAGAGGAGGAUAUUCAAGACAUGUUCAAGAAAUUCGACACGGACAACGAUGGGAGCAUCAGCGUUGACGAGUUUAUCGUUGGCAUAAGACCUCCGAUGUCUCAGAGUCGCAAAAACGUGGUGGAUCAGGCCUUCAAAAAACUUGAUAAAACUGGCGAUGGAAUAAUCACGGUCGAUGAUUUGAAAGGAGUUUACAAUGUUAAAUGUCAUCCCCGUUACAUCAGCGGUGAAGAGAGCGAAGAAAGUAUUCUGAACAAGUUCCUGGGGAAUUUCGAGCAGAAUAAUACCAGAGAUGGCAUUGUUACCGAAGAAGAGUUUAUGAACUAUUAUAGCGCCAUUAGUGCAAGUAUCGACCACGAUGCUUAUUUUGAUUUAAUGAUGAGAAAUGCAUAUAAACUUUGAACUCUCACACGGUCUUGUAACAAGCAGUUCCUCCAGUUCAAUUUCCAGGUUUUAAACUUAUGGCUUUCGAUAUCGACCUCUGAAGUGUUCAUGCAACUGGUAGUAGCCAAUAAAACAUUCAUACACGCAAACCCUAGACAGUUUACGGAAUACAGCAAUCUGGCUUAUGUAAUAAUUGAUGCCUAUUAACUUCGCUUACUGGUCGAUUUUCGUUGAAUGAAAUUAAUCGAUGACAAAGAUGGUCCACGAAGAGACCAGAAAAAUAAUAUUUAUUUCACGACGAAAAUAUAUCCUCUCUUCUUCUCUCAUAUCUGUUACAUCUAAGAAUAUUUCUCGUAAUUCUUGACUCUUGUACAUAAAUUUAAUCAACGUUAAUUAGUGUUCAUAAUAGAGGAGGUAUUUCGCAUACACGCCGUAAAUACAUGAUUAUCUUUCUCGAUUAAAAUGUUUGAUCGAGUUUGAGAAUCACUGCGUCAGUUUGAAUAUUUAUACGUAUACACGACCAUCUAUGAAAUGUAGCUUGUACAUAACACAGAAGCUUGGUUACAGGGUCCAAUACAGUGAAACAAGCACGUAUACUCAUACUGUAAAAUUAUGUAUGUUAUUUCAUGUGUCUUUUAAA
Frieseomelitta varia is the source of this 1473-nucleotide messenger RNA. RefSeq names its product calcyphosin-like protein. NCBI's taxonomy places the organism in Eukaryota, Metazoa, Arthropoda, Insecta, Hymenoptera, Apidae. The coding region runs from base 207 to 851 and encodes 214 amino acids. Gene Ontology annotation, molecular function: calcium ion binding. The transcript is spliced from 5 exons. The record is from RefSeq and is a predicted model, not a curated record.